AAAAUGAAGAAAAAUUUAGUUCAGAAGUCAAAGAUACUCAAACAACAGCAAUAGCUAUUAGUGAGAUAAUAGAUACCUCUAAUGAACAAAUCUCGAUAGCUGUAUAUUUACCAAGUGCAUCUCAAAAUAAGAAUAAGCCUCAUCAAUUUUCUGAGAUAUAA
Molecule: messenger RNA, 161 nt
Organism: Racocetra persica
Lineage: Eukaryota; Fungi; Glomeromycota; Glomeromycetes; Diversisporales; Gigasporaceae
Source: the annotation of a GenBank genome assembly